Molecule: messenger RNA, 2269 nt
Organism: Mytilus trossulus (common blue mussel)
Lineage: Eukaryota; Metazoa; Mollusca; Bivalvia; Mytilida; Mytilidae
Product: opsin-3-like
Exons: 3
Coding region: 351-953 (200 amino acids)
Biological process (GO): cellular response to light stimulus; G protein-coupled receptor signaling pathway; phototransduction
Cellular component (GO): plasma membrane
Molecular function (GO): G protein-coupled photoreceptor activity
Source: RefSeq, a predicted model, not a curated record
CACAUAGAUGGCUAUGGGGAUGGUCUGGAUGUGUGUUCCAUGGAUUUACUGUAUAUAUACUAGGCUUGAGUAAUUUGUAUAUAUUAACUGCCAUUUCUGUAGACAGAUACAUUAUAAUAGCAAAGCCUCUUCAAGCUUCCAAAAUAAACCACAGAGUUGUUAGUAUUUCAGUAUUUUUAUGUUACUUUUUUGGUUUUGUCUGGAGCUUUCUGCCUCUUGUUGGAUGGAGUGAAUACGUAUUCGAAGGUGCAGGAACAGCCUGUGGUAUAUCAUAUGAUUAUAAAAGUGCUUCAGCGUUUAGCUAAAACAUAGCUAUAUUUAUAAACUGUUACUGGAUACCAAUCUUCAUUAUGAUUUAUUGUUAUUAUUAUGUCUUCAUGACGAUUCGGUCCAUGGCAAGAAAUACUGCAUUUGAUAGAAAAAGUAGAAUAGCCAAAAGGAACUUAAGAAUUGAAAAGAAAAUGGCCAAAACUAUUGCUUUAAUGAUUGGUGUCUUUAUGUUUGCAUGGACGCCAUAUGCAGUCACUGCGUUCUGGGUUGCAUUUGGUUUUGGUGAAUUGCCAGUUAUUGUUUCAACCUCGGCAGCCAUGUUUGCGAAAUCAGCAUCUGUAUGGAAUCCUCUUAUUUAUGUGUAUACAAACAAACAAUUUCGCAAAGCAUUUUACGAGAAAAUUCCCUGUUCUGGUUUUCGUUCCAAACUUAUUAAGAAGGAGGAGAAAGAAGCGGAAUCAGAAGAGUCUGAUAUAGAUGAUAAAUCAAAGACAACAGGACAAAAAGUUACUCAUCUUAAGGUACAAAAUACGCGACGUGGCGUGACGCCCAUUAACGAUGACGAUGACGCUGGUGAAAUUACAAUUUGUGAAGACAUUGUAGCUGAUGCAAUUACACUUGAUGACGAUGGCAAAAAAGAAGAAAUUGAAAUAAAAGAUUUAGGUGGAUUACGUCAAGCUUAGAGGUAGUAUUACCUUGUGUUGAAAGCAAAACAUUUUAGAAAAAACUUUCUUUUAGAAAAAAGAGAUUCGGUAAAAAGAACUUCUGACGUCUGAUUUUAACAUCGUGUGCUAACAUAAUGAUGUGAUAACAAAUAGAAAUCAAUAUGUUUAAGUUUAUAAACUGAAUUUUAACCAUUUUCUAUGGACUAGUUUAAAACUAAGAAGAAGCUUCAGAUGAGAAGGAGCACUUAUUUGCCCUUUUCAUACAAUUAUGGAUCAUAGCUUAGCAAAAACAAUUAUCAGUCCUUCAACACAUUCUUUAUGGCGUUCAUUAUCACUGAACUAGUAUAUAUUUGUUCAGGGGCAAGCUGAAGGUCACCUCCGGGUGCGGGAAUUUCUCGUCACAUUGAAGACCUAUGGUGACCUUCCCCUGUCGUUUUUUCUAUGGUCGGGUUGUUGUCUCUUUGAUACAUUCCCCAUUUCCAUUCUCAAUUUUAUUUUUAUUCUUUGUCAUAUUCAAGUGAUUAAGAUAAGUAUUUGAGAUACAAAUAUCAAUUUAUUUGAAUUCUGUCUUGAAAUACUGCUCUAGUGGUUUGCUCAAAUAUAUGUUUUAACAGCAUGUUGAUACAAGUCAAUUGUAGGUUUCUGGUAAAAUGAUAGUAAAAAAUGAUGUUUAGUGUAAAAUUUUGAUAUUUUCUAAAGGAAGUACACAUCUUAUCUCACAAGUCCUACUUAAAAAAUACACGAAUCUCUAAAGAACUUUCGGAAAGUUUUAAAUACGUACAGGCAUAAUGCACCUCAUAUUCAUGUUUAAAUAUAAAUCUAUGUUUGGGGUUCAUUUUGCAAACUUUUAUUUCUUAGCUCUUCAUUUGCAGCUACCAGGGAUCUCAGACAUUACAUAUAUAUUAUUUGGGAUUAAUAUUAUACACAGGGUGGGAAUCAGGUUCGGGAUAAAGAUAAUCUUAAGAACCAACAUAAUAAAUAUAUUCAAAAUGUGUUAAUUUCGGUCAUACCAAAACUUGAUUAUGUUAAAAUGAUGAAUCUGAAAAACAUAAAACUUUGAUAUCUAGCUCAAUAAAUGAAGUCUAUUUUUAAAUCCAAUUGUUGCAUUUUGAAAAGACCGCAAAUGUCAGGAAGGCAUGAUUAAAACGCAUUUAGAAUACAAGAAAAUUUACACAUCAAUAUAAGGUGAUCAAUUAUAGACUGAGAACCUGUACUUAUUAAUGUAUGCUUGUUUAUCAUAUCAAACAUUGCAGUUGUACCGACGACGGCUUGUAAAGGCUUGAUCAUAAUUAUAAUAUUGUGCCUCAUACUUUGAAAUAAACUGUGCUAAUUAA